This is a messenger RNA of Sorghum bicolor (sorghum), 2712 nucleotides long. Its product is annotated as FRIGIDA-like protein 3. The record is from RefSeq and is a predicted model, not a curated record. The transcript has 3 exons. Bases 432 to 2372 code for a protein of 646 amino acids. NCBI's taxonomy places the organism in Eukaryota, Viridiplantae, Streptophyta, Magnoliopsida, Poales, Poaceae.
ACGAAAAAUCUUAGAAUUUUUUGUAAACUAAACAAGACCCUAGCUAAAGUCAUCUAAAAUUGAGCCGAGUCUAUUAGCUAGAGCAUCCAAAUACUCCAGCUAAAGUUUUACCUUAAAAAUCUAACUAGCUAAAUUUUAGUUAGGUGUAUCACAUAGAUCCUUAAUCAUAGGUAGGAGCUCCCUUUUCAUUGAGAACCGAAUGAUAUUUUCAGCCGAGUCGGAGGCAGCAUCGGCACGAAAACGCCCAAUUCCCAACUGGAACAACUGGUGCUUUGCUUGUACUACAUUCUCUUUGUAUAUAGGCGCCGCCGUCCUCCAAGUCCAAGCGGAGGCGGUCACGCGAACUGAAAUGCAGGUCCGGCUCUGCAGCGCUGCAACCAACGCCCAGCUCACUCCCGCCGCUUCCAGUUCCCACCCAACCGGCGACGGCGAUGGCGAUGGCGACGCAGGCCGAGCUCGAGGCGGCCGUCGCCGCGCUCGCGGACAAGAAGCGCCGUCUCCGGGAGACAUUCGACCGCCUCGUCGCCUGCUCCCCGGUCCCCCUACCCUUCCGCUGGGAGGACCUCGACGCGCACCUCGCCUCCAUCGCCGCCAGCUUCCGCCACCUCGACUCCACCCACGCCGACGCCAUCGCCGGUGCAGCAGCCGCAGCCGCUGACGCUAGGGGUCCAACCACCGCUGCUCAGCACUUCCAACACCUGGACAAGGAGGAGCAGGACCGGGAACGCCGCGUCGGGCGCGGCGCGUCGGAGGAGCGACACCGGAACGCGUCGUUGCACCAGGAACGCGGGGAGGAGAAGGGGGAGGAGCUCCGGGAGGCAUCCAGUUCGCGUUCCGACCGAGAACCGGACGCAGCGGGGAACAUUCUCGGGGCGGAGGCGGUGCCAAUCGAGGCAGCUCCAGAACAACUACGCGACGAGAAGGAGGAGGAUGCCAUGGGCGCACUCGUGGCGUCUCCCAUCCAACGCGACGACGAUAUCGAGAUGCUGGAGGAGGAGGAGGAGGCCGUGAACGGGAGCGCAGACAGAGAAGGCCGCGCGGACGAGGCGGAGGAAGGGGAGUGGCUGCAGCAUCCGCACGCCGCAGGCGGCGGAGAGACGUCGGCUCUGGCGAGAGCCGUCGCCGCGGCGUGCGCGAACAUGGACCCCUCCGCGCUGGUGGACGUGCUGCGCCUCGGCGGCAGGAGCUCCCUCCACGCGUUCCUCCCGGCGCUGCUGGGCGCCCCGGACCCCCACGCCCUCCUCGUCCGCGCCGUCGGCGGCUUCUUGUACCUGGCCUCAGCGGGGCCGGGGCGCGACGCGAGCGAGUGGUGGUCAAACUGCGUCGCGCUGAUCGAAUGCGCGCCCCGCCUCGCCGCCCCGUCGGCGGACGCGCUGGCGCAGGCAAAGCGCCUGGCGCGGCACUGGAAGGAGAUGGUGGUCACGGGGCCUGCGGAUGCUGGUGGCAGGGACAUGGGCGGGAUGGCUGGAUGGGGUUUUCUCAGCUUCAUUGCUUCCUACAACAUUGUCCCGGAGUUCGGUGCUGAUGAGAUCAUCCGUCUCUUCGACAAUAUCGCGCCCCAGGUGAAGGACAACUGCGUUGAGCUCUGCAAGCGUCUUGGCCUCAUCGGGAAGAUGACUGAUUCAAUCAAUCAUUUCAUUGAAAAUGGGCAGCCACUCGAUGCUAUAAGAUUGGCACAUACUUUCAGUUUGACUGACAAAUAUCCUCCACUUGCCAUCAUGAAUGAUUAUAUUGAGAAUGCCAAGAAGACUGCUGAAGACAUACUAAGCAAGGAAAGCUAUACACUGGAAUCUCUGAAUCAAGCGAUGGCAGAGAAGGUUGAUGCUCUAAUAUUUUCAUGGAGCGCAAUUGAUGGGUGCGAUAUUGAUUCUGUUCAGCGUAAUAGCAUCAAGGCAGAAAUUACUCAGCUGUUACACAAGUAUACAAACAAGCAGCAAAGUCUAGCAGGAGUUCCAGCCUCCAUUGCAAGUUCGCACCAGCAGCAGAAGUUUCAAGAGGAGUAUCAGCAGCGGCCACAAAUGCGACUGGUUGAACAGCAGAAGCAGCAGCGAAAGCCACAUGAGCUGCAGCAAAAACCAGAAGAGAAACAGCGCCAGCAGCAGAAGCCACAAGAGACGCAGCAUCGGCACAUUCAGAAUCAACCAGAGCCGCAGAAGCGGGAAAUGUGGCAAAACCGGAAAAGGAAAAGAGAAAACAAGAAUCGCAAGAGGAAACAGCGCAGGCAGAAACUGCAGCAACAGAAUAAACGCCCAUGGCUACCUCCAUAUGCCAGGCCAGGAAUUAACAUCCAGCAUGGGCAACCAUUUUCAGGAACUCGAAGAGCUCCGUUUGCAGCCACCACUACCAUACCUCGAUACUUUUGGUCCAUGUGAUGAUCGUUCUCAGCAUCACGUGCCAGUGGUCCUGUCAUUGAUGCCAGAGUAGUACUCGGUGAAGUUACUGUUGUAGUAGUAAGCUGAUGGUAGAAAAUAGAAGAGAAAGUUGUCCAGUGCUGAUUGGUUUUGCUUAGCUUUCCAUAAAAAAAAAAGCUUUAGUCCCCACAGUGACUUGUGUAUAUGCUAUGCACAGUUUAGCUAUCCUCGGUGGCUUGUGUUACUGAAACCUGAAUCACAACCAUCGACUGUGUAUGUUGGAUAUGACUAAUCAAGUUUGUCUAGUAGUUAUUCAUGUGUGAUUCUCGCAUUGACCGUAAAAAUGUUGCUUGUCACAAUA